AUGAAUCAGAGCAGCCUGUGGAAGCUCCUCUUGACGCUCAGGAGGUACCAAGAGGCAGACAGGGAGAUAAGCACAGGCUCCAGGCCAGAGCGGGAAGAAGACACCUUCCAUGGCUCUCUGAGCCCCAGCCUGCACUAUGAAGCAAAUGGAAGCGAAGCAAUUAUAAAAACACUCAAGGUACUACAGGAUUUGGAUAUGUCACUGGAUAUUCUAAUGGAAACUGGCAUAGGCAAGACAGUUAACAGUUUUAGGAAACAUGCCACUGCUGGGAAUGUAGCUAAAACACUGAUAAAACAGUGGAAAAAACUUACGCUUCCCGAAAAUAAAAGUGAUCCCAGAGGAAGAAAACAAAAUACUGGAAAAGAAAAAGAUGAGACAAAAUCUUCUAUUUCAAAGGAGAUUAAGCCUUCGGAGAAGUCCAAAGCAUCUUUACUGGCCUCCAGAAGUUCCAGUAGCGCUCCCAUUUCUAAAAAGUUGAAUAAGCAGCGUACUUGUAGUGAAAAGACCCACCAAAACGGAGAUUCUGAGUGUCAAAAAGAAUGUGAUAAUAAAGAAUGUAGCAGCAGUGGUUCUAAGCAUGCUUCCCAGGGUAACAAUCCUCAAGCUAAAGACAGUGACUUCAAAGAGAGAACCUCCACAGACAGUAAGAAAGUUUCAGAAAAGCAGUGUUCCUCUGUAGCCAAUAAAAACUUAUCACCCCUGAAGGAAAAACCUAGUAAGGAUGCUUCCAAACAGAGAAACCCUAAGCAUGUGAAGAAACCAAACCAAAAACUUGUCAUAAAAAGCAAAGCUGAAUUAUCUAGUGAUGAGGAAUUUGAGCCCCCUACGAUGUCUUUUGAAUCAUAUCUUAAUUAUGAUCAGGUUACCAAAAAAAGAAAGAGGAAGGCUUGUUCUACAGGUAAACAGACAAAGAAGUGCAGUGAACAGAACAGCUCAUUACCACAAAAGACUUCAAAAUUUUCACAAGCAAAAGAGGGAGAGGAAGAUGUUAAAAAAUGUGAUCAGUCAGAAACUCCCAAUAAAAAGGCCAAGGUGGCAUCCCUCCAAGAUCUCCUUAAUACUCCACUGCCUAAAUUUCUGACAGGCAUCUCAAUCUCGUCUCCCUCAUAUGCUGCAGACUUUAAAGCUUCCCCGGCACCUGUUGUAGAAGCACCCCAGCAAGUCAGUGAGACUAUUCAAUUCACAGGACGGAGACUGAAGUCUAAAAUGCAAGUUUACUCCGGCUCUAAAACAGUCUUUCUUUCAAAGAUGCUUACGCUGUAUGAACAGUGCAUCCGUGUGCUUCAAAAUAGUAUUGAUUCGCUACAUGAAGUAGGAGGUGUGCCCUUUGAAAUUCUUGAGCCUGUGCUAACACGUUGCACACCAGAGCAGUUGUUUCGAAUAGAGGAAUGUAAUCCGAUGUUUACAAAAGAGUCGGACCACUUGUGGAAGAAACACUGCCAAAGAGAUUUUAAAAAUGAGAGCCUCCUGGAAUAUGAGUCUUGGCGUGAAAUGUACUUGAGACUGUUUAAUCAGAGAGAGGAAAAACUGAAGGUGCUUACAAAAAAUAUUCUUUCAGCUCAGUCUGAGAAACCAAAAGGCAGGCAAGUAAAAAUGGCUUAUGUGACCAGUGCGGCAAAGCCACCCAGGAACGUUCGCCGACAGCAAGAAAUACAUGGGACGGCAGGACCUGUCACCCAACUUCAUCCCAUAGACAAAUACAACAACAGUGGAAGCUCUAGCUCAAGCAUAAUGACUCAGGAUGGAAAGAAGCCUAUCAAAAAAAUUGCACCAAUCAUGAGGAAAACUUUGAAAGCAUUGAAGAAUAGAGCUGGACGACGAUAA
This is a messenger RNA of Charadrius vociferus (killdeer), 1824 nucleotides long. Its product is annotated as transcription elongation factor B polypeptide 3-like. Lineage: Eukaryota; Metazoa; Chordata; Aves; Charadriiformes; Charadriidae. Gene Ontology annotation, molecular function: protein binding. Bases 1 to 1824 code for a protein of 607 amino acids. The transcript has 11 exons. Gene Ontology annotation, biological process: transcription elongation by RNA polymerase II. The record is from RefSeq and is a predicted model, not a curated record. Gene Ontology annotation, cellular component: nucleus; elongin complex.